This is a messenger RNA of Lonchura striata (white-rumped munia), 2631 nucleotides long. The record is from RefSeq and is a predicted model, not a curated record. Lineage: Eukaryota; Metazoa; Chordata; Aves; Passeriformes; Estrildidae.
CAGGCGGCUGUUUUUGGAGCCAGUGCUGUCACCUUGACGAGGAGGGAUAGCUUGGAUCACUUGGAUCCAGGCUGGGGAGAGGAAGAUGGUUACUACAGGAAAAACGAUGGUGUCUAUUGCCAGAAGUGCCCUGCAGGCACCUACAUUGCAGAGGAGUGCAAGGAGCAGAACAGCUCUGGCAGGUGUGAGCCCUGCAGAGACGGGGAAUACAUGGAAUAUCCCAACGCCUUGCGCUGGUGCCAGGACUGCUCGGAGUGCAGGGAAGAUCAGGAGAAGCAGAGUCCCUGCCAGCGCGUCAGGAACACGCUGUGCGUCUGCAAGAGCGGCACCUUCUGCCCCCCGGACCACCCCUGCGAGAUGUGCCAGAAGUGCCGGCCCAGGUGUCCCGAGGGUCAGGUGGAGCUGAGGCACUGCACCCCUGACAGUGACCUCCUGUGUGGUCCUGACACGGCCACCUGGCCCUACGCCGCCAAGGCGAUCGGCAUCAGCAUCGUGAUUGCUCUGAUAGCAGCUUGCAUCCUGGCGGUGAUCUGCAAACACCGCUGCAGCUCCCCAGGGGAUGGGAGACCCCGGAGCAGGACUCCCUGUGAAAUAGUGAGCUCCAUGUUUGGGAAGCUGCUGUUGUGCAAGACGGUGACCGUGAGGUCAGAGGACAACUCGCCUGCAGGGCGGCCGCAGCCUUACGUGCCAGGAGUGAGGGAGAUGCUGCCGAAUGAGAAUGAGACACCCCUGAUCCAUCUGGUUCCAGCACCAGGGCAGGAAGCCAGUGAAGCGCUGCGGAAAACCUUCUACACCUUUGCUGAGAAGAUCCCCAUGGGUGAGUGGAUGAAAUUCGGCCACAGGCUGAACAUGGGGGACAAUGACAUCAACAUGGCCAAGUCCUACGACGGCUUCUACGGCAUGCUGUGCAAGUGGCUGAACAGGGAGGGCUCCAGGGCCUCUGUCAACGUGCUGCUGGACACCCUGGUCCACCUCGACCUCCGUGGGGUGGCAGAGGACAUCUCCCUCAAGCUGGUCAAGGAUGGACAUUUCCAGCACGAAACGAGCUGAAGGGGUCAGGGCACGCACGCUGCAACUCCCUCCGUCGAGCUACAGCUGUGGAAUACCUCAGCAAGUGUUGAAAUAUUUAAAUUUUUAGCUGUAUGUAGCGCUCCUGUGGCUGCUCUCCUUUGGAAGCCAUCGUGAGCUCAGCUGAGCCAGGAGGGGCUGAUCCUCGUGGGAAGUGUGAGCCUCAGGGAGCUUCGAUGUUGGUGCUUCCUCGUGGAAUCCGAGCUGGUUUAUUGAUUUCACUGGGUCGACACCAAGAUUUUCAAACGAUUUCAAUCUGCUUCCUGGAUCACCUCAUUUGGAAGCACUGGUACUACCCAGACUUCUUUGGGAUCAGUGCAGAGAAGGGCUUUUGGCAUCCCUGUGCUUCUGGACGGGAUCAUCCUUGAUUCUCAAAGGAUUCCUGGCAUCAUGAAAUGGCUUCUGCUUUUAGACCAUCUCUAAGUAAGCUUCAUUCUCCAUGCUUGGUGGCUCUGCGUGCUCAGCUGGGGUCUAGGGGGUACUUUUUGUGUACUGAAUUUUCGUUUUGUUUUAAAUGGUUCUGCUUGUUCUUAGGAGGCAAUUUAAAACUUGACUUGGAGGGGAGAGGAGGAAUGAUUGACUUGCACUGGAACACUGGGAUUGCCUGGGGAAGGGGGGGUCACCCAGCCCAGCCCCCUGCCAGCACCAGGGACACCUUCCACUCCACCAGGUUGCUCCAAACCCCAUCCAGCCUGACCUUGAAUGUUUGCCAGGAUGAGGCAGCUUAUCUGGGCAGCCUUUCUGCCAGUGUUUACCGACCCUCAAUGUGAAAUAUUUAUUCCUGUUAGCUAAUCUAAUGUCAUCUGCAUUCGGUUUAAAACCAUUCCCGUGUCCUGGCACUCCAGGCCCUUUUUCAGAGUUCCUCUCCACCUCUCCUGGAGCCCCUUUAGGUACUGGAAGGGGCUUGGAGGUGUCCCAGAGCCUUCUGUUCUCCAGGCUGGACAAUCUCAGCUCUCCCAGCCUGGCUCCAGAGGGGUUCCAGCCCUCAGAGCAGCCCCGUGGCCUCCUCUGGAUUUCCUCAAACACCUCCAACAUCCUUGUGGAGGCCCCAGAGCUGCGGAGAAGGGAAGAAUCCCCUCGUGGGCCCAGGUCAGCCCCGUGGCCGUGGGGUGGCCCUGCUGUCCCUGUGUGCCCCAGCGUGGAGGGGUGAAUGCACUAAGUGUGAGCGUGACCGUGGUACCCCCUGCCCGUCCCAGCCCGUGGGCAGCUCCCCAAACGCUGCACCUCACCCUGUCCCUCGCUAGGGACAACCCAGCUGCAAAAACAGCUGGGAAAACUACUGGAUUACUUGAGUUACCCCCCCAGUCCAUCCCCAGUGGGCUGGGAGGGUGCUCAGCAUCCUUCCUGCUGCUCUCCUUCUCCCCCACCCUCCAACACUGCGUCCACAAGCAGAAAUUUUUUUACUUAAUUUAUUUAGCAAUUGUAAAUACGACAUACGUUAAGUUAAAAGCUAUAUAAAAAUAGUUAUAUUCUUAUGCAUGGUUCUGUGUUUUUUACAGAGCUCUGGCCCAGCCAGUUUGCUGUUUUCCAGUUUUUUACAUAUCUCUGUUUAUGAAGGGUUAA